AGGGUGUCAUCUGUGCUGACUUCACUCUGCAACUUCUGCUGUCACAACGGACACAACAAUGGCAGACUCAAAGAUCCAAGCGUGGAAGUUUUUAAAGAUAAUUGUUUUCACUUUCUUUAUCACAGUAUUGCUGUUAUUCACUUCGGCAACAAUCCGGACUCUGUCUCUGGACGUAAAUGUCGGACUUCAACUCGCACGCUGGGAAAAGUCGAACAAUAUCUCCCUGGUGAUUGAUCAACAUCAGAGAGAGGAGCUUCUAGCCAAAUUUAAAGAGGCGCUGAGGAUCCCCACAGUGUCAUUCUCUGAGAAGGAGAGCAACACCACAGCUCUGCGUCAGUUUGUCACCUUCCUCCGCAAAGCCUUCCCCACCGUUUUCUCCUCAAGCCUGGUUCAUCAUGAGCUGGUGGCAGAUUACAGCCACCUGUUUCAGGUGCAGGGAUCUCAGCCUGACUUGGUGCCAUACCUGCUGCUGGCCCACAUUGAUGUAGUACCUGCCAGAGAGUCAGACGGCUGGGAGGCGCCUCCCUUUUCUGCCCAAGAGAUGGAUGGCUUCAUCUAUGCAAGAGGGACCAUAGAUGAUAAGUGCGCUGUAAUGGGAAUACUUCAAGCAUUGGAGUACCUGCUGCUUAGAGGCUAUGCUCCACGUAGGGGAUUUUACAUUGGUUUGGGACAUGAUGAAGAGAUCAGUGGUUUCAAUGGGGCAAUGAACAUUGUACGUUUGAUGAAGGAUCGUGGUGUGAAGCUGUCAUUUGUCCUGGAUGAAGGCCUGGCUGUACUUGAUGGAGUAAUCAGUGGACUUGAUGGACCUGUAGCUCUAAUUGGGGUAAGUGAAAAGGGCUCAGCCAAUGUGAAGCUUAGUGUGUCUAUGGCACCUGGUCACUCCUCGAUGCCUCCCAGGGAGUCCAGCAUUGGGAUCUUAGCUGCAGCUGUCAAAAGACUUGAAGACAACCCUAUGCCGAGGUUAUUUGGUUAUGGUCCAGAACGUGAUACCUUUGAACAUCUGGCCCACAAGUUUGGUCUUCCUCUGAAGUUCAUAAUGUCAAACUUAUGGCUCUUUUCCCCACUCCUUGGCAGAGUACUGGAAAUGAAGCCAGACACUAAUGCUUUUGUAAGGACUACCACAGCCGUGACAAUGUUUAAUGCAGGAACUAAGUCCAACAUCAUUCCUUCGCUAGCAGAGGCUACUGUAAAUCUACGAAUCCACUCUGCACAUUCACUACAAGAGGUCUUAGACUUUAUCCAGGAUACAGUUGGGGACCAACGAGUGAAAGUAGAGCUUAUUGAUGGAUUUGACCCACUCCCCAUUAGCUCUUCUGAUGAGCAAUCCUUUGGCUUUCAGAUCAUAAAGAAAACAGUUUUGGACAUGUUUCCCAAACUUACAGUUGCUCCAGGUAUUUGUGUUGGAAACACAGACAGUCGACAUUUCAAAGACCUGAGCAGUGAUAUUUAUCGCUUUGCUCCAGUUUGGUUUAAACCAGGUGACGUUCAAAGGUUUCAUGGGAUAAACGAAAGAAUUUCCAAAAAGAACUAUGAGGAGCUCAUUGUGUUUUAUUUUAAUCUGAUUCAAAACUGUGACAUUAAGAAGCUUCCUGAUCCACACAGCUCUGUUCAUGAACUCUAAGCAGCUAUUUAGCUGAAUGCUUUAUUAUAUCCUGAGUUUACAAAUGAUGCAAAAAUAAUUUUACAUGAACAUUACUGGGUUGACUUGAAGAUUGAAAAAAUAAAUAAUUGCAUUUCUGUUGGUCGAGUCAGUUGAAUUGAGGUGUUUUAAAUGGGCUCUUGGAUGAACUUGUAGUUCAAUUUAAAAAAGAAAGGUUUAUGAUCUUUUGUUUUUGGAGGAGUUUGAUCAAACAGAUGACAUUGCUGCUGUGAACUAAUUUUAAAUAAAAAAAAAAUGUGAGAGCAUUACUUAUAAAUUACAUAAUGUUACGCUGCUUUACUUUGACCAAAGACUUGUACAAUCCACUGAAAGAACUAUUCAUUGAGUUAUGUAUUGAUUUACUCUGGAAUGAACUGAGAUUGCACUAUCUAUUACUAUGCUUAUGUUAUAAGUUUAUUUAAUUUCUAAUUAUGAGCAGAUUUUCUUGUUAUUUUGUUUUUGUUUAAAGAGAAAUUUCCCAAUGUAUCAAUAAAAUACAAUUUGAGUUUGCAAAAGUAGGUUUAUUUGCUUUCUGUGGAGUAUUUGUCAGAUAUUGUAUAAUGAUGCUAAUGCCUUAAAAUACAUAUUAUGAUUGUUUUUAUUUUAUUUUUUCUACCAUGAUACUUUCUUUGAAAGAUUCACUACAUGCUUUAGUUCCCCUCAAAAAAGUUUGGUAUUUGGAAAUGUUCUGUUCAUGACCCAUGUUAAAACCACAUAUUAUACUUGAUCACGUUUUUGUACGUUUAUCAUUACCAGUUUGCUGUGUUGUUAUGCAGAAAAAAAAAUCAUUGUUUAUGGACUCCUUAGAAAUAAAGAUCAGUUAGAAUUGGCU
Cyprinodon tularosa is the source of this 2471-nucleotide messenger RNA. It is a transcript of the gene pm20d1.2, whose product is annotated as peptidase M20 domain containing 1, tandem duplicate 2. Gene Ontology annotation, biological process: amino acid metabolic process. The transcript has 13 exons. Gene Ontology annotation, molecular function: hydrolase activity, acting on carbon-nitrogen (but not peptide) bonds, in linear amides. Bases 59 to 1621 code for a protein of 520 amino acids. The record is from RefSeq and is a predicted model, not a curated record. NCBI's taxonomy places the organism in Eukaryota, Metazoa, Chordata, Actinopteri, Cyprinodontiformes, Cyprinodontidae.